AUGACCAAGAUAUUCGAACCCUGCGCGUCCCUGUCCAAGGCGGACAAUGAGUACAUCACUCGCCUGGUCAACCUGAAUCUUCUCAAGAUCCACGCCCUGGGUGUCGCCGGCACUGCGAAGACGAGUCCUCGCGGCCGACCCGCUGCCGUCGACACCCACGCCUACGAAGCUGCCCUGGCCCGGAGCCACAAAGUCCUCGAGGCCGUCGAGCUGCUGGGCCGGCCCGAGCUCCUGGCCAAGGUGUACCUCUACCGGGGGCAUUGCUUCUACAACCUGCAGCAGUGGAAGAGCGCGCACGAGUGCUAUGUGCGCGCGGCGAGCCACCGCCCGGCGCAGGAGCUCGUCGAGGUCCGGACGAGGGAGUGUCUGGACAAGAUGGGAAGAACGUCCAGUCGGGAUCCUCCUCCGGCAGUACUCUGUUGUGGAAUGGGAGGAGGGUGUGUAGCCGGUGCCAGCAACGCCAGUGUUGAUGGAAGCGAGAGUGAUAUCUGGCUCCAGUUGGCAGAUGAAGAGUCUAGUGAUGGUCACGUUGACGAUUGCCCAACGCUGAGCCAGGCUGACAGCGUCAAACCGAAGCUGAGACGCAUUCAGGGAAGUAUCGCGUCAAUGAAGUAUUCGUCUUCGUAA
This is a messenger RNA of Thyridium curvatum, 627 nucleotides long. RefSeq lists its product as uncharacterized. The coding region runs from base 1 to 627 and encodes 208 amino acids. The transcript has a single exon. Gene Ontology annotation, molecular function: protein binding. NCBI's taxonomy places the organism in Eukaryota, Fungi, Ascomycota, Sordariomycetes, Thyridiales, Thyridiaceae. The record is from RefSeq and is a predicted model, not a curated record.